Molecule: messenger RNA, 3498 nt
Organism: Drosophila persimilis
Lineage: Eukaryota; Metazoa; Arthropoda; Insecta; Diptera; Drosophilidae
Gene: ssp6
Exons: 4
Coding region: 353-2986 (877 amino acids)
Molecular function (GO): protein binding
Source: RefSeq, a predicted model, not a curated record
UUCAGAACGGCACCAAACUUCAACGGAAGUAGAACAAACCAAGCGGAAACAGACCCACACGGCACCGCACUGCGCCGCUUUGCGCCGCUCCGCUCCGCACGAAUAUGGAAAAGUUUUUCAUCAACAAAUACCAUUGAUAAAGGUAGUGGUUCAGGGCAGAGUUUUGUGAAUAGGAAUGACAAAUUAUAAUUACCAGCGACCGCAACUCGUGUGGGCCUAGGCACUCUCUCUGGGGCAGACCAAGAUUCAGUGAAAACAGAUUUGCUGCGUGUGCUGCCCGGCUGCCUGGCUGAAUAGCUCCUUCAAUGGGAUCCCAAUAAUUAUGACUGCGUGAAGAAAUCAAUACACAACAAUGGCCAGCAAGCCCAUGAGCAGCAGCUGCCAGAGCAUUGCAACGGCGGCCAGCAGUGCCGCUACCACAGCAGCCGCCGUCUCCAUCUCCGCCUCGAACGCCACCUCGGUGGGCUCCCUUAUAGCCGCCGCCUGCCAGCAACAGCAGCAGCACCACCACCACGACAACCAGCCGCAGUCGCAGUCCCAGCAGCACCACCAACAGUCACACCAGCCAUCAUCGCACUAUGUCAAUGGCACUGGCAGCCUGGGCCGCCUCAAGUUCCACAAGAGUCUCGAUGCCAGCGAUGAGGAGAUCGAGUAUGCACAGCUAUCGCAGUCCACCCACAUCCUGGGCCGCUACAAGUCGGAGCGCUUUCUGGCCUCGAAGCCGGAUGAGGAUCGACGCCGUCGCACCAUUAUUGUGGAGAAGAAGAACGACACCUACGGCUUCACCCUGCAGAGCUAUGGCAUCCACUACAAGCGGGACGAGGAGCUGGAGAUGAUCACCUACGUGGACUAUGUGGAGUACGGCGGUCCGGCCUACAGAUCUGGUAUGCGAGAAGGCGAUGUGAUACUCUCCAUCAAUGGCAGGGACAUGGAGAAGGCCGAUCACAAGACCAUCGUGGAGUUCAUCAAACAGUGCGACACGAGGAUGCGAAUGGUGGUGCUCUUCGAGGACUGUGUGCGGAAGGUGGAUCUCCACAUGCGUUACAUUCAACUCCAAAGCAUGCUGCAGCACAAGAUGAACGAACUGGAGCGGGUGCAUCUUAGGGAGCGAGAGCUGCUCGAGGGCAAGUGGAAGACGCACAGUCUGCCCGCGCGGAAGAAGGCCAAUGCCAAUACAUCGCCCAGCGAUGGAGAAGGCGUCUCGCCCACUGAAGCGGCGGUCGAAACGGGCUUUUAUCGUCCCGCCCUGUCCACAGAGGAUGUGGGGAAUAUAGCUGCCCGCCAGCAGGCGGCAGGAGGAGGAGCUAUCAUUCCGCCACCGGCACAGUUUAUGCUCACGUAUCACUAUCUGGACCCCACAUAUCGCUAUGUCCUCCGGCCAACGCAUGGCAGCUCCGAGGACUACAUCGAUGGCCUGGGCCUACAGCGCAGCAGCAGCGACCAUCAGCCGACGGCCCAACGCUUCAUGUUGCACCGCACCGAGUCGGUGGACACUAACACGAUCAGUCAACCCACCACCACCGCUCCGACUCAGUACCACAGCACCACCAGCGGAGGUGCCACGGUGAAGCCACCUGCUCCUCCGCCGCGAACCUGUGAAAAGCACAAGCCUCCAGCCAAGCCGCCCAAGGCGGAGAAGGAGAAGCCCGCCUCAGGGAAGCACUACCAUGUGGGGCAUUCGUGCAAUCCAUGUCUCGGGCACUUUCGCUGGAAAUCGACGGAGAAGAGUCCUCUGCCGGCCGGGGACAAUGUCAGCCUCGAUGCCUACGAUCUGGCCAGUCCCUGCUGCGAUACGCAGUGUGUGCCCAGCCGACGCCGCCAUCGCCAGCACAAGGAGCACACUCACAAGCACAAGCAUCGCGAGAGGGAGCGGGAGAGGGUGGAGAGCAAGGAGCAGCGGAUUAGACCCAAGUCCCAAUCGCAUGCCUCGCCCAGUGCCAAUGGAGGGGGACACCACCACCAUCAUCAUCAUCACCAUCACAGCCGAGAGCAACAACAGCAGCAGCAGAUACAAAAACAGCAGCAGCAACAGCAACAGCAGCCAGUGCCCCAUCACCAUCACUAUCAUCAUCCCCCGCAGGGACAGACUACACCGACUCCCUGCCAUGCGAAUUCUCAGUCAGGGAGCACACGUUCCCGCUACUUUGAUCUGGCCUCUGGCCUGGCCAGCCACUGUAGCCUCCACUCCUGCACUUCCAGCGAGUUUGCGCCUGCGGACUCUGCCUCCUACACCACCUCCAUCAGCACGGAUACUCUGUUCUGGGAUCCCAAGAGCGAGACGGGACAGUCGCGACAGCAUUCCACCAAGUCCAGACAAUCCUACGAGCAGCCGCACCACCAACAGCAGCAGCAGCAGCAACCCCAACAGCAUCCACAUCAGCAGACCCACCAGAUGCCCCACCAUCACCAUCAUCACCCGGGCUAUCAUCAGCGCUACCAUGUGACGGCCACACAAGUUCAGCCCUCGCAGAUCUACCCCAACACUAUAUCCUACGUGCAGAAGCCCAAGUCCUGGGACAAUCUGGCCACCAAGGCAGCGGGUGGCUAUGGCUUCGGCUAUGGAUACCUGGACACGGUGGCCGUGAAGCCGCCGGUUAAGCUGCAAAUCGCUCAGCAGCGUCACUCGAUGCCACGUCGCAAUCCGUACGGCCGCUUCUCCACCUACGGGGAUGUGGAGAACUAUGCCCCACCGCCCACGGAGUUUGUAGGCGAGCUGACGACCACCACAACGACCACGAUUACGGCCAAGUCCACGGAGGAGCUGAUGGCCGCCUGUGAUUGUCUAUCGCCGCAGCAACAGGCGGCCCUCAAGGCGGCCCAAUAUCAGCUGAGCCAAAACCAGAAGCUGACCCACCAGAACUCUUGUCAAAUGGGCUAUUACUCGCAUCUGCCACGGCCCACGACAGAUGUGGGCACCUCCACCAGUCAACAGGUGCACAACGGGGCUGGGGAUGUGUCCACGGUGUCGGAAGCAACGCGUCUGUAAGCGACACUAGAAAUACUCUAGGGGAUCUGGCUGAUCCAAGAACCGUCUAAAGAAUGCACAGAAUGCACUAAGAGUAUCUCAACUCUACUAUCCACUCAAUCACUGUACAUCGAAAUCAUUAGAAAUGGUAACCAAGCCAAAUUUUAACACAGAAUCAAUAUUUAACCAAACUAUAAAUGCAUGUAUGCAUGUAUACCUACUAUAGAGUGGGUUUCAUAACUAUGGCAUAGUCUGGCAGCAAAAAUCCCACAUGACAAUACCGAUAAAGAGUAGGAAUCGUAGGAAACAGAAAACAGUAGAUAAUAUCAGAAGCACUUUAAGCCCUUCAAAGUUAAGAGAAUUUACCCCACCCCCCGUUGUCCAGCUGUCUUAUAGUUCUGAAACAGACUAUAUAUGUAUAUAUGUAUGUAUCAUUCAGGUAGGACGGACUAGGACGCAUUGGCGUUUAGAUUCGACGUUUUGGAUUUAUUUAAAGACUGAAGCUAUGCGCAUAUUCCAAAUGAGAGAAAAAU